Ictalurus furcatus (blue catfish) is the source of this 5747-nucleotide messenger RNA. RefSeq names its product protein tyrosine phosphatase non-receptor type 22 (gene ptpn22). Gene Ontology annotation, cellular component: cytoplasm; nucleus. The coding region runs from base 537 to 4442 and encodes 1301 amino acids. Gene Ontology annotation, molecular function: non-membrane spanning protein tyrosine phosphatase activity. The record is from RefSeq and is a predicted model, not a curated record. Gene Ontology annotation, biological process: peptidyl-tyrosine dephosphorylation. The transcript has 29 exons. NCBI's taxonomy places the organism in Eukaryota, Metazoa, Chordata, Actinopteri, Siluriformes, Ictaluridae.
AGAACUAGAGAGAGAGAGAGAGAGAGAGAGAGAGAGAGAGAGAGAGAGAGAGAGAGAGAGAGAGAGAGAGAGAGAGAGAGAGAGAGAGAGAGAGAGAGAGAGAGAGAGAGAGAGAGAGAGAGAGAGAGAGAGAGAGAGAGAGAGCAGAAAAAAAGACUAGUGAGAAAGGCAAAGUGAGAGAAUAGAACAAGUUAGCAAGAGACAGGCAGAGACGAGAACAUUGGUGGUAUUUUUAUUCUGACCACAGAAACCUGUUGACAUGCUUCCGUGAUGACAGCCCAUCUCUUGCUUCUGCACUCGGGUUCCUCAAAACUUGGGCAACUUUUCAGCUGAAGGCAACAAUGACAGACGGGCUGAUUGGAAGAGAAAAAAGAGAGAGUGAGAGAAGGAUACAGUGAAGAAGGAGAAAAGUUGAGAGACAGAGAGAGAGACAGAGAGAGACAGAAAGAGAGAGAGAGACAGAGAUUGUACAAGCCACCGGGGCCUUCAAAGCCAUGUAACAUGACAGAGGGCACUGCUUGGGGACGCGCUGCACCAUGGAACUCCAAGCUCAGCUCCUGAGGAGAUUCCUGGCCCAGUUUGCCAGCAAAGAGGCCACAUCGGCUCAUGAAGAUGGUGCCUAUGCGGUUGAGUUCUUGAAACUGAAGAGGCAGUCCACUAAGUACCGUACAGACAAGACCUACUCCACCAAGGCUGCUGACAGGCAGGAGAAUGUUAAGAAGAACAGAUAUAAGGACAUUGUUCCAUUUGAUCACAGCAGAGUGAAGCUUUCACUGAUCACCUCCAAAAAUGACACGGACUACAUCAAUGCCAAUUUCAUCCGGGGAGUUUGGGGGCCAACGGAGUAUAUUGCCACUCAAGGCCCACUGCCACACACAGUUCUGGACUUCUGGAGGAUGCUUUGGGAAUACAACGUGCAGGUCAUCGUGAUGGCUUGCAGGGAAUUUGAAAUGGGAAGGAAAAAGUGUGAGCGAUACUGGCCUGAAACUAUGGUGGAUGUGUUUGUGUGCGAACCGUUUAAGAUAUACUGUGAAUCAGAAGAGAACAAGGGAGACUAUUUGAUAAGGAUCCUGAAGGUGACUUUUAAUAAUUCGUCUCGCACACUGAAGCAGCUGCACUAUAUGAACUGGCCUGAUCAUGGCGUACCAGACUCCAUCCCCCCCAUUCUGGAGAUGCUGCAGGACAUGCGUGUGUUCCAAGAGCAGGACGAUGUGCCCAUCUGCAUCCACUGCAGUGCGGGCUGUGGAAGGACAGGGGCGCUGUGUGUCAUUGACUACACUUGGAACCUACUGAAAAAACAAAUGAUACCAGAGAACUUCAGCAUCUAUAACCUGGUUCAGGAAAUGAGAACACAGAGGCCUUCCAUAGUUCAGACUAAGGAGCAGUAUGAACUGGUGUACAGAACAAUUCAAUUCCUGUUUGAGAAGCAUCUGCAGAUGAUGCAGUCAAACUCAAAGAAAAAGGAGGUUCUAGCUGCCCCUCCACCCAUCCCUGUAGACAGCGACAGUGAAGUUUCAGACUUCAGUGAGUUCGAGGAUGAGCCAGAACCUGUAGAAGAGAAUAGACUGCAUCCAUGCUAUGACCACAGGUGUCCUGAAAAGGAAGGUCCUACAGAAUUUUCCAACCAUGUUGCACCAAGUGCAGUCUCACAGCCACUGGCACCUCAUUUGCGACCUCCCAGUCCACUGGGCCCUAAACGCACACCCACAAAUGUGCUCAAUGGCAUGAAGAACUGGGCCAAGUCUAAAAUUUCCCCAAGACCUACUGCCACACCAAGUCAACUGCAGGUGACAGAUCUUGGAUAUCAAAAAUUCCAGAUACCUAAACCUCCUCCAGUUCAGAAAACAAAUGUUGGAAAUCCCCAAACACUCAAACCUUUCACAUUUCAGGAAACAGAUCUUGGACACCAGAAAUCCCAGAUACUUGAACCUCCUCUUCUGUGGCAAACAGAUCUUGGAUAUCAAAAGUCCCAGAUACUCGAAUGUCCACCACUGCAGUCAACAGAUCUUGGAUACCAAAAGUCCCAGCUAUUUGAACCUCCACCACUGCAGUCAACAGUGCUUGGAUACCGAAAGUCAGAGAUACUCGAACCUACUCUGCUGCAGCCAACAGAUCUUGGAUACCAAAUGUCCCAGAUACUCGAACCUCCUCUGCUGCAGCCAACAGAUCUUGGAUGCCGAAAGUCCCAGCUAUUUGAACCUCCACCACUGCAGUCAACAGUGCUUGGAUACCGAAAGUCAGAGAUACUCGAACCUACUCUACUGCAGCCAACAGAUCUUGGAUACCAAAUGUCCCAGAUACUCGAACCUCCUCUGCUGCAGCCAACAGAUCUUGGAUGCCGAAAGUCCCAGCUAUUUGAACCUCCACCACUGCAGUCAACAGUGCUUGGAUACCGAAAGUCAGAGAUACUCGAACCUACUCCGCUGCAGCCAACAGAUCUUGGAUACCAAAUGUCCCAGAUACUCGAACCUCCUCUGUUGCAGCCAACAGAUCUUGGAUGCCGAAAGUCCCAGAUACUUGAACCUCCUCAAGUGCAACCAACAGAUCUUGGCCACCGAAAGGCCCAGAUACCUAAACCUCCUCGACCUCAGAAAACAGAUCUUGGAUGCCGAAAGUCCCAGCCACUCGAACCUCCUCCACUUCAGGAAAUGGAUCUUGUACACCAGAAAUCCCAGAUACUUGAACCUCCUCUUCUGCAGCAAACAGAUAUUGGAUACCAAAAGUCUUGGAUACUUGAUCCUUCACCAAUUCAGCAAACAGAACUUGGAUGCCUAAAGUCCCAGAUACCUAAACCUCCUCGACCUCUGAAAGCAGAUCCUGGCUGCCAUAAACCCCAAAUACCUGAAACUGCUAUAACAAACCAAACCCAACAUACUGACACUCUGAAAUCCAAUAAUCUCUUCAGACCAACACCAGUACAGGAGUCCAGCCCACAUCAGACGCAUCAGGCAGAAAUUAGCAAUGAGAGUGCGCUUCUGCAGGCUCCCUCUGUUUGUCUUACAGUGGAGGAUCCAUAUUUUGGCCCAGAUGCUCCUCUGUCCCCUGAGUCUACAGCGUGUACAGAAGCAGUACCCCUCUGCACGGAGAACUCUUGUUUCACCGGCCCCACUUUGGUUCUUAAAACUCUGAGUAUUGAACUGCCAAUGCAGGCCAAAAGUACAGUUGUGACUACACCUGUGUCUGAUGACGACAGUCCUCCUCCUCUACCUGAGAGAACCCCAGAAUCCUACAUUUUGGCUGGCGAAGAACCUCCACAAAAUCUCAUUCCUACUCUUCAGUGCACAACUGAUUCGUCUGUGUUGAAUGGUACAGUACAUAUUUAUGUCUCCAUUAAAAAUGAAUUUCAGUGUUUAAGUCGAUGUAGUUUUCCAUGGACCAUUAGUAGUGGGACAAAUGUGACUGCUUAUGUAAAACCUGCAGUGUGUCUUUUAGCCACAGAUAUGGGCGAUAAGGAUGAGACAGGUGAUGCGGCUGACACAAGCAAUAUGGGCUAUAUGAGUGUUGACCAGAGCUUGACAUUGGUCAUCCCACCCGAUAAUUUUUCAAUCAGUGGAGGAGGAAGCCCUCCUUCUCCUACACCGCCUUUGCCAGAAAGAACUCCAGAGUCUUUUGAAAUGGCUAAUGAUGAAGAUUUAUUACAGAACGCGGUACAAGAAAAGCCCCAGGAAACCGUGCUCAGGGUCGGGAAAUCCUCUGAAUGGUCUGGGAAUUCAAACGUAGAUGUGCCAGAUUUUAAGAGGUCCUGUUCCAGGAGCAAGAGUGUAAAAGCUAGACUGUCACUUAAUGUUCCAGUUAACAUCCAGUCCUUUACUCCAUUUCACAUACCUUCAGAAGAACCUCCAAAGAUUCUCACUCCUCCUCUCCUUGAACAUACACCUGAUCCUUUUCGGAUAGAUGCUUCAGAGAUGCUGGCUCCUGAUACUCCUCCACUCCCCAGAAGAACCCCAGAAUCUUACAUCGUAGUCACAGAAGAAGCUCAAAGCAACAGCGCCCCCUGUCAGUCUGAAACAGUCCAGCAACGACAGAGAUUGGGUACCUCGUCUGAGUGGGCAGGAAACUCCCAGCCCAGUACAUUCCAAGAGCUGAUGGCCAGAAGCAAGAGCGUUAAAGUGAGAAGUACAAAACAAGAGUGUUUAUCUGUGGUUCCUCAGCCUAAUCCUGAUGUUGGGGCUACGGCAGAGUCUGUAUUAUCUAGAGCGGAGGACCAGACACCAGUGGACAGGAGACCUCCUGUAGUGGAGCAGCCUGAGAAGACAUCAAUACCCAAAAAGUGCAGAACCAAGAGUUUGAAGUUAUGGAAAGGAAAACAGAAAAUGAAAGAAGCUCCUGUGUCUGGUUCUGUUCCUCCAAACCAAGGUGCUGCUGCAGGAUUCAUAUUUAGUUUUGGAACCCGUUUUGGGAAACCCAAAGGACCGAGGAGUCAGCCAGAAACAUGGGUGUAAAUGAAACAGGAAGUGCAUCACCGUGGUCAGUGGGUGUAGUGAUGGAGGAACUACCCUCCUACAUCAGGUUCCCAUUCGAAGAAAAAAUGACUGAUAUACAAGAAGACAAACAAGAGAAGGAGAUACCGUAAUGAAUGAAGCUCAGUGGCUUUAAAUGUUAAUUAAAUUGGCAUUUUGGUCAAUAACUUGAACUUUACUACAUAGUGUUUUUUUUUGGGCUCAGGUGAAAUCCCACAAAAUAUUGCAACAGAUAAUGUCAAAAACUAUGUACCAUAGUGGGUAGAGAAUAUCCUUAAUGCAUCUAAGACAUAUUACAGAUGGUCAGCCUCUGAAAUAUACUUCACAUGGUGGAAGUUGGACAUUUUCUACUAUAAAUAGUACUGAACUACAGGCUUCAAACGGACAUAUUUCAAACUGCUCUCAAUGACAUGUAACAUUGUCGGUUUCCUUCAAAAGUGAAAAGGGAGGAAAUUCUCACAUUUGCAUCAUCUGAGUUGUUUCAGUAGUUACCACAAGUUAAGUACUUUGUGGAGUUGAAAUCAAUCUUGAGAUUCUUAACUUGUAGCCUCAAAAUACAUACAUUUGUGGCUACACCUUAUUAAAAAAUAACCACAGACAACGUAGAAGUUAGGGGUUUUUUUUAUUGCAGUUGUUUCAAAUACCCGUUUUUCUGUCUCGUUCUUUUUAUAUCUAUAUGGUACUGCUUUGUUAAAAAAAAAAAAAAAAAGUUAAAUUAAUGAGUGAUUUUAGCUUUACUACUGAUAGAUCCUCUUCUGUUAGACAAUCAGGAUCAGCCAAAGGACUGCUGCAUUGUAUGCAUUGGAACAUGUAUGCUACUGUUUUGUCUGUCAUUUGCACUGUAACUUCAGCUCUUAUUUAAUUUUUAACUAUAACCUUUCUGUGUAUAUAUAUAUAUAUGCGACAGGGUUGUAGCAGUGUGGACUGUCUCAGUGACUACUAGCUUGUAGGGCAAAACCAGACGGUGGUACGAGCUGGAAAGACAAACUUCAAGCUGAUGUCUGUAUAAGCAUACACUUGAUUGGUAUUUUAUUUGAUUCAUUCUGUGUGUAAAUAGCAGAGUUCUCUUUUCGACAUGUAUAAGAAAAUUAGAGGUGGAAUGGUAUGAAUAAUUUAAACAAAUAAUUUAAUGCAGCAGGAGUGCAGGUGUUAAAUUAUUAUAUUAUUUACAAUGUACAAAUACAGUUUUGUCUGUCCUUUUAAAAAAAAUAUAAGAUGAGAUGUGCCUUGAGUUAUUAUUAUUAUUAUUAUUAUAAAUAAAUAAAUAAAUAUUUUUUAAAAAAAUCA